This is a messenger RNA of Halichondria panicea, 1790 nucleotides long. RefSeq names its product TNF receptor-associated factor 4-like. Gene Ontology annotation, molecular function: zinc ion binding; protein binding. Bases 222 to 1673 code for a protein of 483 amino acids. The record is from RefSeq and is a predicted model, not a curated record. Lineage: Eukaryota; Metazoa; Porifera; Demospongiae; Suberitida; Halichondriidae. Gene Ontology annotation, biological process: signal transduction; regulation of apoptotic process. The transcript has a single exon.
AGCCAAUCUCCUGAUAAUAAUACUCCAACUACAUGUAUUAAACACUCAGACAAUAUGUAGAUGACCAUCAGAUCCUCACAGCAGACUUUCCCCUCUGCAUGCUCGCGAGACUACAUGACUAGCUCAAAGAAGACUAACCUUGUGCACGUGUAGGUUUUUCACUGUUUCUAACGGUUUAAUUAAUAGUCUGUAGUGUAUUAAAAGACACAUGGUGACAAGGGAUGAGUACGAGUUCGAGUCUAGACAACCCUAUUGAUCAAUACAGUCAUCACGAUGGAUUUGAGAUCUCUUUUGUGGAACCCCCGAAAGAGCUGCCACUAAAGUGCUCUAUUUGCCUGGAGCUUCUCACUGACCCCUGUAUCCUCGAUUGUGACUGUGGAAGCAACUUCUGUAAAAUGUGUAUUGAGACGGUCAAGAAAAAACGCUAUCCUUGUCCCCUAUGCCAGCAGCAAUUUACGACUAUUUUCCCCAACAAGCAGCUACAGCGCACCCUCAAUGGGCUAACGAUCCACUGUCCCCACAAGGCAGAUGGCUGCUCCUGGAUGGACGAACUUGGCAAGCUUAAGAAGCACCUCAAUCGAAUGCCAUCCAGCGAGACAAGACUAGAAGGCUGUGGGCACACUGAUGUGUUGUGUCAGUACUGCAAGACGUUCAUUUCUCGUAAAGACAUCCCUACACACGAAACUGAGACAUGUCCAAAGAAGCCGCACACUUGUCAGUAUUGCGGUCAUUCCUCCGUCCUCGAUGACAUCAGAGAGAACCACUGGCUCGUCUGCCCCCAGUUUCCUGUCCCCUGUCCAUACGAGUGUGGAGAGAGACCCCAACGUCAGGGCCUCAAGAUUCAUGUUAAGAAAAAGUGUUUGUUGAUCCCUGUACAGUGCAAUUUUCAGUACGCUGGUUGUAAGGUGGAGAUAUCCCGACGAGACAUGGCCAAUCAUCUGAAGGAUAACGUCGUUGAUCACAUGACCUUGAUGUCCAUCAAACACAGAGAGGAAGUUAGCUCAUUGAAAGAAACGAACAAACUUGUACAGAAAGAAUGUGCUGAUUUGAAGGGGGAGAACAAACGUUUGCAGUCCCAGUUGACUGGUGUUAAUGGCGCAACUCAAAACUUGACAUCUAUAAUGGUAAAAUUGGAGAUGCAAUUAAAGCACAAAGCUAGCGCUAUUGUCCCUGUGCAACCACCUUCUUCUGAAGUACCUCCAGUGAGAUUUGUGGUUACUGACGCAAAACAUCUAAGACAACAGGAAAAAGAAUGGAAUUCUAAGCCAUUUUUCUCAAAAAGUGGCUACAGUAUGGUGUUAAAUGUUCAUUUAUGUGGUAAUAAGGAUGGCUAUGGUUCACAUCUUUCUGUGUACACCUAUAUCGUUAAAGGGAAGUACGAUCAUCUGUUGAUUUGGCCUUUCUUUGGUUCGGUGACCAUUACACUAGAGGACCAGGAACUGGGAAACCACUAUACGUAUUCACUGCUCUACACGCAUGAACAGACUAACGGAGAAGGGGGUGCACGUGAACAAACUAACGGAGAAGAGGGUGCACGAAGAUACCACGACACUCUUACGAGCGGAUGGGGAUGGAGCAAGUUUAUUGAGUUAAAGCACCUCAAUCCUAACUUUUUGAAAGACGAUUGCCUUGUGUUUCAAAUUGAUAAUAUCAGCUUUUCCUAUGAUUUAUAGUGAAUUGUGUGAUUGUGUGUAUUUAUAAUUAUGAUUAAUGGUCACGUUAUUAAUAUUCCUAUUCUGCUAAUGUCCUUCCUUUUUCUGUUUUUUGUCACUACAUUUGUAGUAUUUUUG